AUGACUUCUUCAAUAUCCGUACACAUACCAGAUUGUAAGUUAGGUACCGUUCGUGUCGAUCGAACAGUCGAUAUCUAUCCGACACCGAUAAUAAAUGACGAGUCGAUUUUCCAUGUCAAGUCCUAUGUGCCCAAAUUGAUCUUAAAACAGCAAUUAACAGAAGUUCCUGGCGAAUUAUUUAUUGAGGAUUGCUCGGACGAACGUCAAUAUGCUCCGAAGACCAAAUGGAACUAUCAAAGCCGUUCAGCAGAUGAAGAUGAGUCUGAUAUCGCUGUCAUCUAUUCGCUUGUACGAUGUGCUACAACUCGUCGAACGUCAGUACCAUAUCUUUCUGUUUUACCCUUAGCAACAAAUGUGAACAUUCCUCGACCGUGCGCAGCUCGAACUUAUACAUCGGAGCCGCCAUUAACUCCCAUUGUAACACACGUAUCGAAACAAGCGGAAAUCAAAACAUUGACAUCCACGCGUACAAUAACAACAAUAACGACACCAGUAACAACUGCUACCCAGCUAUCACCACCGACUCGUAUUCAAACGUCUACUUCAUUUACGUCACAUGAUCGGCCAUCAGCACCGUUAAUUGCUAUUAAACCUCGUCCGUAUUCAUUUCGUAGCUCAGGACGCAAUGUUUUCGAACGACAAAUUUCGCAUAUAACAGAACGUGUAACACAAUUGCAUGAAACAUUUUUUUCUCGUCUAUCGCAUUCACAUCUACCUCAUCAACCACGAAAUCGUUCUCUCUCAACUUCUCAUCCACCAAUAACCGAUUUGAACUCGGACGAAUCCGACCUCAUAGAGAAACACCUAGUUAGACCGCGACCGAAAUCGGAAACCUAUGAGGAUCACCAUCGUGUUCAGACAGCUGGUCCGUAUGCUCAAUUAACUCUUCUGGGUCAACCGAGGGCAAAUCCUGCCUUUCAAACGCAAAAGUCUGUUUCAUCAUCCGAAACACAGAAUGAACGCGUACAGUUUCGUACACAAAUAUCUACUCCCGAACGAUCAUCAUCAACACUAUUCGAUGCAAAGAAAGCACGUGAUGCCUACGAUAAGAUUUUCAAGCAAUUCGAAACUGCAAGAAAAGAACUUGAUCGACAACGAGCCAAAGGUUCGAAUCACAAUACAGCACGUAUAACUCAGCUUGAAAAACAGCUGCGGCAAUUCGAGCAACAAUUAAACGAGAUCAAACGUCGUUUGGAAUCGAUCGAGCCAAAUUGUGAUUCAUCACAAACUAAACAUGAUGACAAUCAAGUUAAUCGAACAAACACAUUCAUUGAAUCAUCAACAAAUCGAUCAAACACUUUUCCUCAUGGCAUAAGCAGUCACAAGAAACAGAAUUCCUUACCCGAAUCGACAAUUUCGCAACUCAUAACAGGAGGCUUACCCUCGACUAAUGCGAAUUCACCGUUACAUCAUAUCAAACGUAAAUUUCAAACUGGAAAGACUGAGGCAUUCGAUCUUGUUAAGAAUACCGAUACGUUGAAUAAUAUUCCAGCAGAAGAAGUCUUCAAGUUUCGCGAGCUAAUUGAAAAUGAAGAUGAAAAUAAUCAUGCAAAUCAGUCGAAUGUUCAAUCGAUAUCAACAUUCGAUGAUCUUCAACUGUUAAUCAAUACAACUAAUUGGAUCCCGAUAACUAUUUUUCUCAAUUUUCUACUUACUGAUACAAACAGUGAUCCAAGUCAUUUAUUGUUUUAUCUGAUAACCGAAGAACUUCGUUCGAAAAAAGCCGAAAAUCGAGCUGAACUAGUACGAUGGGCAUUCGAGAUUCAUUCAACUUUUACCAUGUAUAGUAGUCCUUUAUACAUUGGCCUUCCGCAAUCACAAAUGGAUGCUAUUAAUCGUUCUUUGAUGGUUCAUCAAAUAGAUAUGAAUGAAGAUAUGAAGAUUGUUUUCAAUGACGCUCGAGAUCAUGCGAAAUCUGCCAUUUCCAACCGACAAUUACCGGAUUUCAAUCAGAAGCGAACAGUAACUGCGAACAAUGAUCUAACGUCGAAACAAACGCACUUCGUUGAUGAACGUUUACGAUCAAUUUUCGAACAGCACUACAAAUCUGUCUCGACAGAAGAUUGGAACAGUACGAAAAACAAUCGAAGCCUGGCAUUAUUAUGUUCAUUGGCAACAUAUUUGAAACGUUGUGAUAUAAAGAAAUGCGGAAACAUUCCACUAGAAAAAAUUCCGAAAUUUCUCGAUAGAGAACCGAAACGUCUAUUGGCCAAACUGCAACGAGCAACACCAAUGAAAAAGAUCAAAGAACAUCAAUUCAACGAACAUCAGUUUACUACCGAAACUCUUUGUCAAUUCUGUUACAAACCACUGUGGGGGAUCAAUUAUCAAGGCUAUUUAUGUGGAUAUUGUCAGCAAGCUUAUCAUCGUGAAUGCGUAUUGAACAGCGAAAAGUGUUCGAAAGAUCGUGUGAAAUUUCGUAAAAUGCCAAGUAAUCGAAAUCCUCCGAGUCCAUCUCGAACAGAAAGCGUAAUUGAUGGACGGGAGAGUAGUGUCCCAAAUGAAAUCAAUGAAAAUACGCCUGGCUCAACUGACGGAACCGAUCCCGAAGGAAAUGCGGCAGCCAAUGAUCAGAAUAAAAAUCCAACCGUUGGACGAUGUUCAAGUGAUCGUCGAGCAGCGCCCGAUCGACCAGCUGCACCGAAGAACCGUUCAAGCAGUAAUCCACAAAUGGGAGGAAAUACUAUUGAUGAGUUACUUAAUCAUCACAAUGAUAACGAAUUAGCCAAUCAACAGGAUCCAAUGUACCAACAAGCGACGUCAUCAGAAUUGUUAACGCAACAAGCAGCCGAUGGCGAUAGUGACUUGGAAGCAGAUGUAAAUACAUUGCCCAAUCUGAGUGAAGUGAUUCCUGCGGAUGUUCUUCAAAUUCUUUAUCAAACGCGAGAAUGGAAAUUUCAAACAACAAUCAAUGAGCUGAUUCACACUCAACGUACACACUUGAAGAGCUUGAAAAUUAUGAAGAAAUGCUUUCGCGAGCCUAUGGAACGUUUUCCCGGCAUGAGUCCAGUUGAACUUGACUGUAUAUUUCGCAACCUUGAUCAGUUAAUUCAUUUGCAUACACAAUUCAAAUAUGCACUUCGUCAGCACCGCGAAGAUGCAAAAGAUCACGUGGUUCGAAAUAUCAGUGAUGUAAUUCUGAAAUUUCUCGACGGUGAGAAUGGUGAGGAAUUUGCUCGUGCCUGUGCAUAUUUCAUCGAAGAUCAAUCGCAAGCAAUCAAAUUAAUUAAGAAAAAAGAACAAUCGCCAGAUUUUGCUGCACUUAUGCGAACAUGCGAAUCUAAUCCAUUAUGUCGUCGGCUGACAUUGAAAGAUUAUCUACCAUCGGUUAUGACGCGUUUCACGAAAUAUAAAAUGUUGUUCGAAGCAAUGCAAAAAUUUGUCACCGAAGAUCCGAUGGAGUCCGAGAAAUUAACUCGAUGUAUCGAAUGUGCAGAUUAUAUAUUAAAACGUAUGAAUGAAGCACGAUUGAAGAAAGAACAAGAAGCGUUAUUGAGACAAAUUAAAUCCAAUCUUGACAUACAAAUACCAAACGAUGCCAAAGUACAAAAUCUCAAAGAUUGUUUGGAAGUUUCGAAUGAUCGCUUGAUUUAUUCUGGUACAUUGAAACUAUUACCAGAUUUAACCACGCAAAAAACCGAGUUUGAGUGUUGCUUAUUUACGGAUAUAUUUGUUUUCUUUCAAAAAAUACCCAUUCAACCAUCGGAACAACGUGGUAUCGAAGAGUCGUAUAAAUACGUGCUGAAAGAACAUCAACGCGACGCGAACAGUGGCCGAACACAGCGUUCGCGUCCAUUGGGAAGUACAACAAAGUUUACUACAGGGCAAAAUUUUAUUCUCACACCAAUUAUUCGACUGGAACAUUUGUUAAUAAAGAAGAAAGCAUGUGGAGGUGCUCGUUCGUUCUACGUGAUCGAUACCGAUAAAAAGCAAUUGAUCGAAGUCGAAGCAAAUUCGAAAGAUGAUCUGGAAAAAUGGUUAGGAUGGAUUGAGAAAGCUCGAAAAUCUUUGGACAAACCAAAGCCUUUCCUAUCAUCUCUCGAUGAGAAAAUUCUACGUUCAUCUUCCUCCACAUCGACAAUCCGAUCAACAAUCAUCGAAGAAGAUCCAAACAAUCAGCUGCUCGAAUCCAAUGAUAAAGAUACACUACAAUCAAUAACAGAGUCAAUUCUUCCUAUUGACAAAGAACUGAAACGUUUAUUGUACGAAAAACAAAUGCUUUUAGCACGUCUUCUUAACAUUCCUCAAGAUACAACAAACGCGCCGACGUAUUCACUGAAACCAAAUUCUUCAUUAGAAGCGAUUUCAUAUGCCAAUAGCUACUACAAUCAAUUGUUACAAGUCAUCACACAACCACAAAACGAAACAACAGGAACUGUAGAUAUUCAUUCGAUUUCUACUGUCUUAAUUCAACUCGGCGACCAACUCUCUUUAGCUUUAAAACUGAUCAAUCAAAGUUUUAAGCAUAAAGAUAAUGAAAAUUUACUACUACGCAGAAACAGUACUUCAUUUACCGUUACUCCAUCACUGAAUGGUGAACAAAAUCCAAGUUAUUCUGAUAUGCCCAUAUCAUCUCUUCAUUCAUCUCAAUCGCUCAGUUCUGUUAUAACUCCCUUUCAGCAACAAUCAUCGAUAACUGAUUUGGAUGAAGGAGUGAAAACUACGCCGUUGAAGCAAUUACACGUGGCAAGAGAAAUUGUCGAACGGUAUGAUGAAGGUGUGUUUGACGACGGUGCUGGAAGUCAAACUGAAGAUGAAAAUAACAGUGUAGUUAUUGCUGACAGUGAUGAUGAAGAUGAAGUCGAACAUUUCGAUACGACUGAUGUCGAUGGUCACCAACGGCACAUGAAUGAAAAUUCUCUGCAAGAUACACAAACACAUCCUACUGGUGAUAAAAAUUCAAACGUAUUCGAUGAAGACAAUCUAAAGGCCAAUGAACCUGCCAGUGAAGCAUGA
Adineta ricciae is the source of this 4956-nucleotide messenger RNA. Lineage: Eukaryota; Metazoa; Rotifera; Eurotatoria; Adinetida; Adinetidae. The record is from the annotation of a GenBank genome assembly.